Ramularia collo-cygni is the source of this 747-nucleotide messenger RNA. RefSeq lists its product as uncharacterized. Gene Ontology annotation, biological process: regulation of DNA-templated transcription. The transcript has a single exon. The record is from RefSeq and is a predicted model, not a curated record. Lineage: Eukaryota; Fungi; Ascomycota; Dothideomycetes; Mycosphaerellales; Mycosphaerellaceae. Gene Ontology annotation, molecular function: zinc ion binding; DNA-binding transcription factor activity, RNA polymerase II-specific. Bases 1 to 747 code for a protein of 248 amino acids.
AUGUCUGGAAUUGGAUACCCAUGCUCUGCUUGUGGUGCUUGCUUCAAAAGGAAGGAUCUUCUCGACAGACACCACCACAUUCAUGACACCGAAAGACCUACACCAGCCAGCUCAAGAAGUGGGAAAGCAUGUGAUCGUUGCUCAAGACUGAAGACCAAAUGUGAUGGUCUCGCGACUUGUGCACGCUGCCAACGAGGAGGACACUGCUGUACAUACAAAACAGGCAGAGCCAGAGCAGGACGACUAUCCGCCGGAACAAUUUCUCCCGUACACAGCCCUUACCUGAGCACUAGCGAAGGAGGAAGUCCAGGUAGCAAUUUGAGCUACUCAGUCUCUGAUCCUGGAGAUCACAUAUCAUAUGAUCAAAGCUGGACUACAGAGGAGACUUGGUCGCAAUUACCUGCAUUCACACAGGCCUCACAUUGGGACUGGCCUUCAAGUCUUGACGGCUUUUCGGGUCUUGACUCUCCUCAUCUGGAACCGCUGCAGCCUCAACAAUUGAGCCCUUCACUGUGGAACCACAGCUUGCCGGGCGAUGCGUCGGAUUGCUUCCAGUUUCCUCAAGACUCAUUCAUAUGUCAAGAUGAUGUCUUCGAUGGAUCCAUGACAGCGUCAUGGCCACAAUACGAGAGUCCCGAAGAUCAGAUUGACCCAGCCUUGAUUGGAGAUAUCAAGUUUAAUGUGGAGGAUUAUGAUUAUGCGACAAUGGAGGCGCCGUACGCAUUUACUCCGUACUCACUCCCGUAG